Gastrolobium bilobum is the source of this 800-nucleotide messenger RNA. RefSeq names its product probable histone H2A variant 3. The record is from RefSeq and is a predicted model, not a curated record. Gene Ontology annotation, molecular function: protein heterodimerization activity; structural constituent of chromatin; DNA binding. Bases 129 to 545 code for a protein of 138 amino acids. Gene Ontology annotation, cellular component: nucleosome. Lineage: Eukaryota; Viridiplantae; Streptophyta; Magnoliopsida; Fabales; Fabaceae. The transcript has 2 exons.
UGCGAAUGAAAUAAAUAUACCGUAGACGACCCAGGCGCACCCGGUGUAAAUCACUGUUGUUUGGAAAUCUGAAACUGAAAGGGGUUUUGUUUUGUGAGUUAAGUUAAGUUAAUUGAAAAUUGAUCGAGAUGUCGGGAAAAGGGGCAAAAGGAUUGAUAACGGGUAAAACCCCAGCUUCAUCCAAAGAUAAGGACAAAGACAAGGAUAAGAAGAAACCUGUUUCUCGCUCCUCCAGAGCUGGUCUUCAGUUCCCAGUUGGACGUAUUCACCGUCUUCUGAAGUCAAGGGUGACCGCUAGUGGAAGAGUUGGGGCCACAGCUGCAGUAUAUUCUGCUGCUAUCCUGGAAUAUUUAACUGCAGAGGUGUUGGAGUUGGCUGGCAAUGCAAGCAAGGAUCUUAAGGUGAAGCGAAUUACCCCUAGACAUCUACAGCUUGCUAUACGUGGAGAUGAAGAACUUGACACCCUUAUUAAAGGAACAAUAGCUGGCGGUGGUGUUAUUCCUCAUAUCCACAAGUCUCUUAUCAACAAGUCCUCAAAGGAGUGAGGGUUAAAAAAUUAUUCCCAACUAACCUUGGUUAUGAAUUUUACUGUAAAUCUGAUACUAUUUUGAAUUUUGCUGAUAUACUCUUUUGACAUGUAUUAACUGACAUACUGGCUUCUGUGCUAUGGUACUGCAAGCUACAUGGAACUAGCUGUCUAGGUUGUUUAUUGGAGCAUGGUUAAUUAUCUACUUGAACCUAUUAUCUAUGUUGUUUUGAACUGGUUGGUAUAAUCUUUAAGAGUUGGUAAAUUCGUAGUG